CGUACAUGUUGUUUGUUUGCUUAGAGUUGCUAUUGUAGUUAGUAAACCUUUUGAAUUAAUGCCAUUUCAAAGAUUACAUAUUAGUGUUUGCUUUGUAUUCUUCAUCGCGCGGCAUUGUUAUCUUCGCACCGGUUCGUUCUUGCACGUUUCGGAAUAUUCGCAUACUAGAACGAUCCUGAAAACCGUUUGAACGAAGGCUACGAAUUCGCUCGUUGCCACUCCUUCGAACUGUGGCUCAGUGAUUUCUCGAUCCUGAGGUUCUUCGGAAUCCUGUUCACUGCUUUGCACGAACACUGAAAAGACCACUUUUCAAAGGAAGGUCUGGUGCGGAUGGAAAUUUUGUGUGGAUCAGCUGUAGGUGAUGAUGACUUCAAACAAGUCGCAAAUAUGGUAAAGCCGUCCUCGUGCACGGUUUGAACUCCGACAAGAAGCAAGUGGUUAGCUUGAAACACCCGUUCACCUUCGACUAUCAACCUGCUUCCUCCUCCGACGUAUUGAAAAAAAUCGGCAAGCUGCAAAUUUACCGUCAUCAUCGAAGAGUUUAUCGCAUUGGAUGCCUGUUUAAGAAAGAAAUAUUAAAGAUGUUACUGUAACUGGUUUUGGGGCACCAAAGAAAUCGAAAUCGAAAAAAAAACCACCGAAACACGCUUCCGAUUAAUUAUAACACGGUUCAUCGUGGGGAGCCGCAAAUGGAAAAAUGCACAAUGAAGCGGUGAUGCUGGAUGCUGAGCACGGUUUGUUGGUUUUACGCGAGAACAGCCACAGGUAGAGUCUCGACAGGUGGAGGCGAUGAUGGACGAGGAGGAGGCCGCGAAUAAGAGGAUCUUGUUGGAGCGUGCCAAUGCAGAACGCGAGGCAAUAUUCGUCCGCUAUGAGCGGGGGAGAAAAAAUGUGGAUAUCGAUUCGUGGGAUGAUCCAGCUUUUGAAGUUUACACCCAAGCGGAUCGUUAUGGGUUUCUGCACCCGGAGAAGGAGCAGCCUGAAAGAGACGAUCUGGAGGUGGCCCGGCGAAAACAGAUUGAGUUCGAUCGUUCUAAAAAAUGGCUGAAAAUGAUGAAAAAGUGGAACAGUGCUGAAACGAAGGAACGAUUGCAGCGACGAGUGAUGAAGGGUAUCCCAGAUAGAAUGAGGGCUGCCAUUUGGAAGAAGCUGCUGAAUAUUGAACAAACCUUGGAGGAGAAUGUUGGGGUUUACGAUAAGAUGCUCAAGUUCGCUCGUCAAUACAGUCCAGAUAUUCGUCAGAUUGACUUCGAUGUGAAUCGUCAGUUCCGUAACCAUAUCAACUAUCGCGAGCGGUACAGCGUCAAACAGCAGAGUCUCUUUAGAGUUCUUGCUGCUUACAGUAUGUACAAUAUGGAGGUAGGUUACUGCCAGGGUAUGUCAACCGUGGCCGGAGUACUUCUGAUGUACUUCGACGAGGAGGAUACAUUUUGGGCGUUGAAUGCACUCCUCUCUAGCGAGCGAUACUCCAUGCAUGGGUUGUAUGUGGAAGGGUUUCCCAAGUUGAUGCGUUUUCUGCAGCAUCACGACAAAAUUCUCACAAAGUGUAUGCCAAAAGUUAAGAAGCAUUUAGACAAACACGGGGUGGAUUCUGUGUUGUACUCGCUCAAGUGGUUUUUUGUUAUCUUCAUUGAGAGGAUACCAUUCAAUCUUUGUUUACGAGUGUGGGACAUCUAUAUGAUGUUUGGCGAGCGCGUUCUAACGGCGAUGGCUUACACCAUCCUCAAAAUUCACAAAGUGAAACUGCUGCGCAUGAAGGAUAUGGAUCAAAUAACCGAAUUCUUACAGACAACAAUGUACAAAAACUUUGGAUAUGAUGACGAUACUGUGAUAAAGACCCUUCAAGUAGCAAUGUAUGAACUGAAAAAGUUAAAUCUGGAUAAGCUGCCACCUCCACCCACAAACGAAUUUCCCAAGUUUCCUUUUGGGCAAUUCAUCGAGCCAAGCUUAGAUACAAAGAUCGGUCAUCGCAACGAAAAAUUCACAGAGAAAGAGACCGAACUGAACAAAACCGUUCUGUUCAGAAGCGAAUCCAAGAACGAUGACGACGACGGCGACGAGGUUGGUGCGCAUGAACGGAAUGACGAGGAGGAUCAAACUGAACGGGAUUGUGACGAUAUCACCGAGGAUACGAUUAGCAACCUGCAUACAGAUUGUGACGAUGGCAGCAUUACGAAACAAUCGCUGACCGGGACAUCGAUUACAUCGACCAACGAUGUUAGCUUAACUUCAUUCGACCGUACCUGUGAUAUCUUCCGUCUGCAUCAGAACGGAAGCAUCGUGCUAGGAAAUGGGUUUGAUGACAACAUUAGCACCGUAUCGACGCAGUUUAUUGACGGAGGAGACCUAUCCUCGAUACAAAGUUCGGUUCCUAGCGAUAAGGUGGCGGUUGAGGUGGUCAUCAAUGGCAUUACCGGAAUUGUUGAUGAUGAAGAUGAAGACGAAGUUACGGAGAAGCAACUAUCGAUGUAAUUGCACGAACAGCGCAACAUUCCUAAUGACAAUCAACCGUCCAAUUGAGAAACAGAUUGGGAAAAAUAUACACUGCCAUUUCAUCAGUCUUUAUCCUGGACUCAUUUGUCAACGACAAUUAACAGCAAUAACUUUUACGUGUGUAUUUUACAUCUUUUCAUUCCGUAGUCUAUAUGUUGUUUUAUAUAUCGUCAUAACAAUGGAAUUGUGUAGAGUAAAUCAGGUUUUGAUGUGAAGAAUAGUUCUGUUUGUACAAGUCUGUUUUGUUGUCGAAUUCUACCGGUGAGAAAUAUUAAAUCAGAUGAAAAUAUACUUUUGAAUAUCUUA
Toxorhynchites rutilus septentrionalis is the source of this 2799-nucleotide messenger RNA. RefSeq names its product USP6 N-terminal-like protein. The record is from RefSeq and is a predicted model, not a curated record. The coding region runs from base 790 to 2472 and encodes 560 amino acids. The transcript is spliced from 6 exons. NCBI's taxonomy places the organism in Eukaryota, Metazoa, Arthropoda, Insecta, Diptera, Culicidae.